Messenger RNA from Elaeis guineensis (African oil palm), 1169 nucleotides. RefSeq lists its product as uncharacterized. Gene Ontology annotation, molecular function: serine-type endopeptidase activity. NCBI's taxonomy places the organism in Eukaryota, Viridiplantae, Streptophyta, Magnoliopsida, Arecales, Arecaceae. The record is from RefSeq and is a predicted model, not a curated record. Gene Ontology annotation, cellular component: signal peptidase complex; membrane.
CGUGAAGAGCACGACUCAUCGCCCCCCGCACUGAUUAGCAAUUCGACGUUAAUCCGACGGCUGAAUUUCCUCGUACGCACGUGUACCUGCAAUAGGUCGAGCAUCCAUUGUAUCCGCGUCAUCGAAACAACAUAAAAGGAGGGGCGAUCGAGGGGAGAGGCGACGGCGAAGGCGAAGGCGAGGCGUAUUGGAACGAAGGGGGUGAGCAAAGAGAGCUUAGAGACAGAGAAAGGAAGAGAGAAUGGGGUGGAUCGGGGACAGCGUGGAGUCCAUCCGAUCUCUCCAGAUCAGGCACCUCCUGACGCAAAUCAUAAGCCUCGGGAUGAUUGUGACUUCAGCGCUGAUCAUAUGGAAGGGCUUGAUGUGUAUUACCGGGAGUGAAUCGCCUGUUGUGGUUGUUCUAUCUGGAAGCAUGGAGCCUGGGUUCAAGAGGGGUGAUAUUCUAUUCUUGCACAUGAAUAAGGAUCCCAUUCGUGCUGGAGAGAUAGUUGUGUUUCAUGUUGAUGGACGUGAAAUUCCAAUUGUUCAUCGUGUAAUCAAGGUCCAUGAGCGACAGGACACAGGAGAGGUUGAUAUUCUAACAAAAGGUGAUAAUAAUUUUGGAGAUGACAGACUUCUUUAUGCUCACGGUCAGCUUUGGCUUCAGCAGCAUCACAUCAUGGGCCGAGCUGUAGGGUUUUUACCAUAUGUUGGCUGGGUGACCAUUAUCAUGACUGAAAAACCAAUCAUCAAGUAUUUGCUCAUCGGUGCUCUGGGAUUGCUGGUUAUAACAUCCAAGGAUUAGACAUGCUGCAGACGAGUCAAAUUGUAGUAAAUUUCUGUGGACCUUUUUAUUAAUUUUAACCCGCGGAUGCUUAAGGAGUGGCCUUCCCGGUUCGUUGAUGAAAAAGAAGCGUUAGUUCAAAUAUGAGACAUUUUAAUUUUAAAACUUCAGUUGCCGUACCUUUCUCUUUCAAUCAAGCCACUAAUCGUGGGCGAGUGCUUCGUAAAUUCAGUCAGUUAGGGCUAACACCUUUUGUAAUUAGCCCCCCUCGCUCGGAUUGGCAAGGGAUCAGAGCUAAGGUUUGGUAGGUUUAAGCUGCCGUCUUAAUGUUUAGCCACAACGUUCUGCGUAUGUCAGUUGCAACGAAGCCCCCCAGCUUUAUGAAUGAUGGGAAACAUUUGUGAAA